CCUUAAAUAAUGGUUUUGAGGUAUAUGUCUGAUAUAGAGUUUGUAGCAGUGAGUUGAAUGAACUUGGUUGAAUAUUCCAGGAGGUAAAGAUCCUGCCUGAAUUGUUCCAUGAAUGCACCCGUAAGCUCCAUACUCUGUGAUGUGUUUGUCAAGGUCUGGCUUUGUAGGAGUGUGGGAUCGCUGGAGUAGAGGAGGACGCUUGGAAGAACAGAAAGAAAACCAUGUGAUCUGUAAGGGUUGUGCUCCUGCUUAUAUUGGUUUGGACAUUCACGGCUGUCUGCGAAGAUGAUAACUUUGGAGGAAAGUCAGUGUGGACUACAAACCCUGGGAAGACACUCGCAUACACAAAGUAAAACCAUGACGGCCGUAGGUGUCGUGCAGAUAUUUGUUGUGGCUUUGAUCAUCAUCAUGUCUGUCUGUGGAGUCAGUACUGAUGAUUCCCUGAAGGUAACUUGCCAAAAUGUGACGGGAACUGUGAGGGAAAGUGUAACUCUUUCCUGCAACGUCUCUUUGCUGCCCAAGGAUUGCUGCAUUACAAUGUAUAUGUUUAAAAAAGAUGAUAAGAAGAUCUGUAUAAAGGAGUUUCCUGUCAAUUCAUGUGAGCGUGAAAACAGCUACACAUGUGUUUACAAUCCGAAAGAAACCAUGACAACACAAUUCAAAUUCUUUAUACAAGCAACAUGUGGUAUGAAAAGAACACUCUUCACUGUGAAUAUAACAGAACCUGAAACUGUUCCAAAACCUAAAAUUGAUGCUAAUAAACAAGACCCCACCACUAAAGAGGAACCAGAAGUUCGAAGAAAGGUCAAUGUCGUCCCUGCACUUGUAUGCAGUAUAUUCAUCAUCACGAUCUUCAUAACAGCAGUCAUUUACAAAAAGACGAAAUGCGACUGUCCCAACUCGUCUGGAUUCCAGAGUGCUUCCCAACCCAUAGACAAGACGAGUGGUGGUGGUGAAGUCGUCUAAAGCACAUAACUGGUAAUCUGGUAAUCAGAAUGUCGCUGGUUCGAUCCCCACAGCCACCACCAUUGUGUCCUUGAGUAAGGCACUUAACUCCAGGUUGUUCCGGGGGGGAUUGUCCCUGUAAUAAAUGCACUGUAAGUCACUUUGCCAAAUGCAUAAAAAAAAUAAAAAAUUUAAAAUAUGAUGACAGCUGGCAUUGCAUUGAUGUCAAUAAUGUGAAAGCAGAAAGAGUUUUGUUUCACUCCUAAAGUGAAUUUUGUGAAAAUGGUGCAUUUUGUUGAGUCUUCAGAUUAAAUGCAUGUGAAGAAAGAGGGCAUUAUAACAAGCUUUUCUCUAUUGUUCAAGAAAUUAAUGAAUUAUAAUACUUUUAUAUUGAUUUCUGUGAAAUAAUACUGUGUUUUGAUAAUGGCUUAUAUUAAGCCUGUAUAUAAAAUAUGAUUUAGAUACUAAGAACCCAAAUGUCCAUUUGUUUGGGUCUGUCCUGCUUAUUUUAAAGACUUCUUUAUCAAUGAUGUGGGAUAGUGGGAACAGCUUUAACUUCUUAAAGAUAUGUUGGUUUCAUUUAAUUAAUUCAAUCAAAUGUGAAUUUACUCUUUGAUUACUGAUUUAUACAAUGCAUUGAAACGAAUAAAGACUUUUGAUA
Messenger RNA from Xyrauchen texanus (razorback sucker), 1606 nucleotides. RefSeq lists its product as uncharacterized. The record is from RefSeq and is a predicted model, not a curated record. The coding region runs from base 286 to 966 and encodes 226 amino acids. The transcript has 7 exons. NCBI's taxonomy places the organism in Eukaryota, Metazoa, Chordata, Actinopteri, Cypriniformes, Catostomidae.